This is a messenger RNA of Letharia lupina, 816 nucleotides long. RefSeq lists its product as uncharacterized. The coding region runs from base 1 to 816 and encodes 271 amino acids. The record is from RefSeq and is a predicted model, not a curated record. The transcript has 2 exons. NCBI's taxonomy places the organism in Eukaryota, Fungi, Ascomycota, Lecanoromycetes, Lecanorales, Parmeliaceae. Gene Ontology annotation, cellular component: endomembrane system; membrane.
AUGACCGCUUUGCGCUCACGCGCCAACCUACCACCCAAAGACCGCCAUUCUCCUUCCGCAGCUCCUUUCACUGCCGAAGAUGGACCUUCCGAUUCCACCUCCAAGCCCGAACCCUACCUAUCAGACCCAGAGGAAGGCCCCAGCCGCCUCUCCCUUCUCGACAUCCUCCGCGUCCUCGGCGGGCUUUUCCUCCUCUCCAGCACGCUGUCCUACUUCAUAACCGGCGACUCCAUACUCUGGGGCUAUAGACCUGCAAUCACGAGGCCGGCGAGGAUAAAAGCCUGGCUGCGCGGUCCCUACGAUCUGACAGACGCUCAAUUAUCCAUAUUCAAUGGCACCGAACCUACUCUUCCCAUUCUCGUUGCUGUCAAUGGCACCAUCUAUGACGUCUCUGCCUCCCCGCACUUCUACGGCCCGGGCGGUAGCUACUCGUUCUUCGCAGGCAGGGAUGCGACGAGGUCGUUUGUGACAGGGUGUUUUGAUACGGAUCUGAACGGAGAUUUGAGGGGCGUGGAGGAGAUGUUUAUGCCUCUUGAGGGGGAGGCGGGAGAUGAUCCUACAAAGGAAGGGAGAAGGGAGAGGAAGCUACGGAGGGAAAGGGAGAAGAGGACGGCUAGGAAGAAGGUGGAGGAGACUGUGAGGGGUUGGGAGAGAAUGUUUGAUGGGGGAAAAGAUGGGAAGUACUUUAAGGUUGGGAAGGUAGAUAGAGGUCCGGGUUCUGGAUGGGAAGGAUGGGGGGAGGUGAAGGAGUUGUGUCAGAAGGCGAGGGAGGGGAGGCCGCGGAGGACGGCGGAGGAGGUGGGGGGAAGGGGAUGA